ACCACACUCUCUAGUGUCAGUCUGCAAUAGCAGUUUCCCUGGUGGGCCUGUGCCCCUGGCUUGGUUGUCCUCUGCAGCAAAACCUUUCCCUCAACCACAGGACUGCAAAAAGUCUUAAGUGCCUUUGACCACUGAAGACCCACAUAAUUGGCUGACCUGCUAGGCCCUCUUUCAGAUUUUGGUUCUUCUGCACUUGCUGCUGUGGGGAGUUAUGCGAUGUGGACAGCAACUGUACCAUCUGCUCCCCUCCAUGUGAACCCAGGAGGAAGACAUGGACUCUACUAGGUCUGAACCCCUUCAUGGGGCACCAGAGGCUGAAGAUGGAAACAUUGAAUAUAAACUGAAGCUGGUGAAUCCAUCCCAGUACCGUUUUGAGCACUUGGUGACACAAAUGAAGUGGCGGCUCCAAGAGGGACGUGGUGAGGCUGUCUACCAGAUUGGGGUAGAGGACAAUGGGCUGCUGGUGGGAUUGGCUGAGGAGGAGAUGCGGGCCUCCCUCAAGACCCUGCACCGAAUGGCAGAGAAGGUUGGAGCAGACAUCACUGUUCUCCGGGAGCGAGAAGUAGAUUAUGAUAGUGAUGUGCCCCGAAAGAUUACUGAGGUGCUGGUACGAAAGGUCCCUGACAACCAACAGUUCCUAGACCUCCGUGUGGCUGUCUUGGGGAAUGUGGACUCGGGAAAGUCAACCCUGCUUGGGGUCCUCACCCAAGGAGAGCUGGACAAUGGGCGGGGCCGGGCCCGGCUCAACCUUUUCCGCCACCUGCAUGAGAUUCAGUCUGGCCGAACCUCCAGCAUCAGCUUCGAGAUCCUGGGCUUUAACAGCAAGGGAGAGGUGGUGAAUUACAGUGACUCACGGACAGCAGAAGAGAUCUGUGAGAGCAGCUCUAAGAUGAUCACCUUCAUCGACCUGGCGGGCCACCACAAGUACCUGCAUACCACCAUCUUUGGCCUCACCUCCUAUUGCCCUGACUGCGCCCUGCUCCUCGUCAGUGCCAACACUGGGAUCGCUGGUACCACAAGGGAACAUCUGGGGCUGGCCCUAGCCCUGAAAGUGCCCUUCUUCAUCGUGGUCAGUAAAGUGGACCUGUGUGCCAAGACCACAGUGGAGAGGACAGUACGCCAGCUGGAGCGGGUCCUCAAGCAGCCUGGCUGCCACAAGGUCCCCAUGCUGGUCACUUCUGAGGAUGAUGCUGUCACUGCUGCCCAGCAGUUUGCCCAGUCACCCAACAUCACCCCUAUCUUCACACUGUCCAGUGUGUCAGGGGAGAGUCUGGACCUCCUCAAAGUCUUCCUGAAUAUCCUGCCACCACUCACCAACAGCAAAGAGCAGGAAGAACUCAUGCAGCAGUUGACGGAAUUCCAGGUGGAUGAAAUCUACACAGUACCAGAGGUGGGGACUGUUGUUGGAGGGACACUUUCCAGUGGAAUUUGCCGUGAGGGGGACCAGCUGGUGGUAGGCCCCACGGAUGAUGGCUGCUUCCUGGAGCUGAGAGUAUGCAGCAUCCAGCGCAAUCGCUCUGCCUGUCGUGUGCUGCGAGCUGGUCAGGCUGCUACACUGGCCCUUGGGGACUUUGACCGUGCACUGCUUCGCAAGGGCAUGGUGAUGGUGAGCCCCGAGAUGAAUCCCACCAUCUGCUCAGUGUUCGAGGCAGAGAUAGUCCUGCUGUUCCAUGCCACCACCUUCCGGCGAGGAUUCCAGGUGACAGUACAUGUGGGCAACGUACGUCAGACGGCAGUGGUGGAAAAGAUUCAUGCGAAGGACAAGCUGCGGACAGGGGAGAAGGCAGUGGUACGUUUCCGCUUCCUGAAACACCCAGAGUAUCUGAAGGUGGGCGCCAAACUGCUGUUCCGGGAGGGUGUCACAAAGGGCAUCGGCCAUGUCACUGAUGUGCAAGCCAUUACAGCAGGAGAAGCCCAGGCCAACAUGGGCUUCUGAGUCCUCCAAGCAGGACAGCUCUGUUGCUGUCCCUACAAUAUAAUAUGGUGACUUCCGGCCAUGCUGCCCACUGCUGGCAGCUGUGUGUGUUAUAAGGCUAGGGAGAAGGGUGCUCUCUGCCACUUGCUUCCUGCCAACUUUCUGGACAGGUGUCAGAUUUAGUGUGGCCAGGCAGGGGCAGUCCUGAGGAAGAAUUCAAACCAGUGCUCAGCAGCUGUAUGCCCCUCUGGCUGGCUCAUCAACCCUGGCAACCCUGUGGCCUACCUGCUGGAGGGAGCCGACUACAGCCACCUUGGCGCACUAUGAGGACUGGACAGUUCACCAGUGUGAUCCCUGCACUUGAGGAACUGUCACAAAAUGGGGUGGCCCUGGAAAGCACUCCUUUUUCUAUACCUCUUCUCAAGCCCGUCUCUACCUGAUUGGACAAAAGAUGUUGCUCCUGGCCAUCUGUUACCCCAGGGUCUGAAGAAAUGGCACGGGGACAGUGAACCACAGUGCUCCCACUAUGUGCUGAGACCUCAGGCCUGUUCCUCAGCUUUAUCUCCCUUCCUCACUCAAGGGCCAUUUCCCCAGCUCCUUUCAUGGGCCCCACAGGUGCUAUUUGUUGUGCUGGCCCAGGCGUGGGGCUGUCAAGCUGAGGCUUGACAUACCAAAGGCCAGGUGCAUGUCAGUCAGUGUCAUCCUUUCUUCUGCAGUCCUCUCUUGGCUUUCAUGCUGGAUCAAAUAGUGUGUUUUGCUUUGUUAGGCUGGUGGCUGGGACCUGGCCCUCGGUUCUGCUCCCACAUAAAACUUUUAGUAAUUUGUAGUGACCGCCCCCUUCCUUCUGUGGCAGGGAACCAGGAGGUGAAGGAAAGAUGUUGCCAUAUUUCCUACUCUUUAGGCAUGGACGCCUUCCUUUCCUUUCGUUAGUGUCCUGGGUUCCCGUGGACUCAGGGAUUUGUUGCUUGAGGUUUCUCUGCAUAUACAUAUAUAUAUAUGUACAUGUAUAUAUAUUUAAAUACACAUAUAUUGUACAGAAUAAAAAUGUUUUAUUGAACACACUGUG
Molecule: messenger RNA, 2981 nt
Organism: Castor canadensis (American beaver)
Lineage: Eukaryota; Metazoa; Chordata; Mammalia; Rodentia; Castoridae
Gene: Gtpbp2
Product: GTP binding protein 2
Biological process (GO): translational elongation
Molecular function (GO): translation elongation factor activity; GTP binding; GTPase activity
Source: RefSeq, a predicted model, not a curated record